CAAUAAAUAAGAGUCGUCCACUGAAUUGACAAAGACAGUGGCAAACAUACGUUUCCCGAAAGGAAAUGGAGCAACCUUGUUCCAUGAAAAAGUACACUUAUGAUGUUUUCCUCAGUUUUAGAGGAGAUACCCGCUUUGGUUUCACUGGUCAUCUUUACAAUGCUUUACGUCAAAGGGGUAUCAGCACUUUCAUGGAUCAUGAGGCGCUUGAGAGAGGAGAACAAAUUUCAGCUACCAUUUUCAAAGCCAUUGAAGAGUCUAGGAUGGCCAUUGUUGUGUUCUCGAAAAGCUAUGCUUCCUCAACAUGGUGCCUUGAAGAACUUCUCCAAAUCCUCGAUUGUAAGAAAACCAAGAAACUCAAAGUUUAUCCAAUAUUUUACAACGUGGAUCCAUCAGAGAUACGACAUCAGACUGGAAGUUAUGGUCAACAAUUAGCUAACCAUGAAAACAAAAUGAGGUACAAAAAGGAAAAGGUGGAAAAUUGGAGACUUGCUCUGCAUGAAGCUUCCAAUCUUGUAGGGUGGAGCUUCAAAGAUGGAUAUGGAUAUGAGUAUGAACUUAUCACACAGAUUGUUGACACGGUGGGCAUACCAAAAAGAAAGCUUUUAACUGUUGAUGAAAAUCUUGUUGGAGUGGAGUUACGAAUACCCCAAAUAGAAUUCCGUUUGCAAAUAUCUGAUCCCGCUAUCAUCAUGAUGGGAAUAUGUGGAGUUAGUGGAAUAGGUAAAACCACUCUGGCUCAAGUUUUGUACAAUUACAUCAGCCAACAAUUUGAAGGUUCAUGCUUUCUCAACGAUGUCAGAGGAAAUUCAGCAAAAUAUGGGUUAGCAUAUCUCCAGGAGGCAAUUAUUUCUGAUAUAGCUGGUGACAGUACCAAGGUGGUUAAUGAGAACCAAGGAAUUCCAAUUCUUAUUAGAAAGUUGCAAGGCAAAAGGGUUCUUCUGAUCCUUGAUAAUGUGGACAAGCUGGAGCAAUUGGAGUAUUUGGCAGGAGAAUGCAACUGGUUUGGUUUGGGAAGUAGAAUUGUCAUAACUAGCUCGUGUAAAGAUGUUCUGGCUUCUCAUGGAGUUAAAAAUGUAUAUGAUGUACCUAAGUUGGAUAAUUAUGAAGCUAUUCAACUUCUAAGUUCCAUGGUAACUGUUGGACCUGUACCUGGUUAUUAUUAUGGAGUUUGGAAACGUGUAGUUGACUGUUCCAAUGGCCUUCCAUUGGCUUUGAAGUAUAUUGGUUCUGAUUUGUUGGAAAAAAUGAAGGCUGUGGAUUGUUAUUUGUCAGAAACAUCAGUUGAUGAAUUGGAGAUUGCGCUAGAAAGAUAUGAAGGAGUUUGUGAUGGAGGAGAAAUUCAGAGUUUACAUAAAGUGAUUUAUUUUAGUUUGAAUGAAUGUGAGAAGAGAAUUUUCCUUGACAUUGCUUGUUUCUUCAUAGGAGAGACAUUAUCAUAUGUUGAGGAAAUACUAUCAGCUUGUGGUUUCGAUCCAAAGUACAGUAUUAGCAGACUUAUUGAUAGAUCUCUGCUAUCUGUCACUCCCAGUGGAAACUUGAUGAUGCAUGACAAUAUCAAAGACAUGGCUAUGAAAAUAGUGGAACAGGAAUCACCCCUGCAUCCAGGAAAACGAAGUAGAUUAUGGUACCCUCAAGAUGUUAUUCAUGUUUUAAAUGAAAAUGAGGGAACGGAUCAAAUUGAAGUUAUGAUGUUGGUUGACUUGCCACAAGGAAAUGAGGUACUGAAGUUGAGUGAUAAAGCCUUCAAAGAUAUGAAAAACCUUAGAAUAUUAAUUAUUAAGGAUGCCAUAUAUUCUGGAGUCCCUCAAUAUCUCUCAAAUAGCUUGAGAGUCUUGAUAUGGAGUGGAUAUCCUUCAGACUGUUUACCACUUGAUUUUCUCAACUUGCCUUCUGAUUGUCUCAUUUUGAACAAUUUCAAGAAUAUGCAGUGUCUGACAAAAUUGGAUUUCACUGAUUGUGAAUUUUUGACAGAAGUACCUGACAUUUCAGGAAUCUCUGACUUGAGGGUAUUGAAUGUAGAUAAUUGCAUAAAUUUGAUCAAGAUUCAUGAUUCUGUUGGAUUUCUUGGUAAUCUUGAAGUGCUAACUGCAUCUGGAUGCAGUUGUCUAGAAAUAAUUCCAUCAACAUUCAAGUUGGCCUCUCUUAGAGAGCUCACUUUCUCUGAGUGCUUGAGACUUGUAAGGUUUCCAAAAAUAUUGUGUGAGAUACAAAAUUUGUGUUAUCUCAACUUGUGGCAAACUGCAAUAGAAGAAUUACCAUUUUCUAUUGGAAAUCUUAGAGGACUUGAAUCUUUAAACCUAAUGGAUUGUGCUAGGCUUGAUAAGCUACCUAGUAGCCUUUUCACACUUCCAAGACUAAUGGAAAUUCAAGCUGACUCAUGUAGAAGGUUUGAUAUUUCUGUUGAGUGUGAAAAUCAUGAACAGCUGAAAUCAACUGCUUCUUCAAAUACUGUUUAUCUGUAUCUGAGCUCUUGCAACUUAACAACUGAACAUCUUGUUACAUGUCUCAGUGGCUUUGCUGGUGUUGUAUAUUUGGACAUAUCUUACAAUAAUUUUACAGUCCUUCCUGCAUGCAUUAAGGAAUGUGUUCAUUUGAAGACUAUUCUACUAAGCAAUUGCAAGCAGCUUCAACACAUUUCAGUGAUACCCCCUAAAUUAAAAGAUGUAAAUGCAUUGAACUGCACAUCAUUGACAUCCCAGUCAUCAAAUGUUCUAUUGAACCAGACAUUCCAUGCAACUAGGCAAAGUACUGUAAUUCUUCCAGGUUCAAGGAUUCCAGAAUGGUUUGAUCAUUUUAGCAGUGAAAGAUCCAUAAUCUUUUGGGGUCGUGAGAGGUUCCCGAGAAUUUGUGUGUGUGUUUCUUUUGGAAUGGUGGGAAAUCCACUGCACCAUUUUCGAGUUAGAAUAAUCAUCAACGGCUACAAAAGCAUACUGUCCCAACAUUGCUACGAUUGGUCAAUUGAGACAGAUCAUGUGUGGCUAUUUGAUCUAACUGCAUUUGUUAAUCAUAAUGAUCUAAUUGGAACAUUUGUGAAGAGUGAUUGGAACAGUGUGGAGAUUGAAGUGGAAAGGAAUGCUUGUAUGCUGGAUGAAAAUGCAAGAAUAAUGGCUACUGUGAAAUGGUAUGGAAUUCAUGUAUAUAGGGAAGAAAGUAAAAUGGAGGACAUUUCAUUCACAAAACCUAAAAAUCUGCAAGAAAAUAGUACAAGUAGUAAAAGGGUUGGAAGCCAAGUUUUGGAUUCAUUGAAACGCCAAAAGGGAAAUUUGGAAGUGAUUUCUCUGUGGGAUUGACCAAAUGGAUAUUUGAGCUGAUUAGGUCUUGUUUACAUCGUUACUUAGCCUCCAUCUUCCCUUGUCUUUUGGGAAAAUGGCAUUUUACCAAAUGUUUAACCAUUUCAAGUUUAUAUGUAUAAGUAAGUGAUAAUUUUAAAUUGUGUCUUUUUGUUCUUUA
Vigna unguiculata (cowpea) is the source of this 3453-nucleotide messenger RNA. Its product is annotated as TMV resistance protein N-like. Gene Ontology annotation, molecular function: ADP binding. The record is from RefSeq and is a predicted model, not a curated record. Gene Ontology annotation, biological process: signal transduction; defense response. Lineage: Eukaryota; Viridiplantae; Streptophyta; Magnoliopsida; Fabales; Fabaceae.